AUGCAACUUCUCAAGUCUAAUCUUGCAGCUUUUGAGGAUCGUCUGCCGAAUCUUGACAUGCCUCAGACUUAUCUGGAUGCCAUGUGGCUUGCGAAGAAGCUAGGUAUUAGAUACAUCUGGAUCGAUCGGAUCUGUAUCACCCAGGAUAACCGGGAAGAAAUGGAGGAUCACACCAAGCACAUGGCAUAUGUAUUUGCCAAUGCUUAUCUCGUUAUCGUGGCAGCUUCUGGCGACAUUCAUACCGGACUACCUUCUCUCGAUCCGAAGCGAUCAACACGGGGCAUCCGCACCACCGGCCGUACUCACCAAGAGCUCGUAGCAGCUUCGUCAUGGUACACCAGAGGCUGGACGCUUGUCGAGCGCAUCUACUCUCGACGCUCAGUCUUCUUUUUUGAAGACUCGGUAACUUGGGAAUGCCACUGCGAUACUUGGCAGGGAAGUCCGAACAGUGUCAUGAAGAAGCUCCGGGGAGGUCGCCAAGAGUGCGUUGGCGCUAUUCCUGACGCUGUUUUUGCAUUCCAACACCCACGUUGGCCUGACCUUGACGAGUAUGCUCGCUAUGUCAUGGAAUAUAGCGCUCGCAAGUUGACACUUGUUGACGAUACUCUGCCUGCGUUUUCAGGAAUUACCCAUGUUCUUUCUCGUUCGUUCCCUGGCGGUUUCAUCUACGGAAUGCCUAUCAUGUUCCUAGACAUUGCUCUACUCUGGCGGCCUCAUGCCUCGAUCAGAAGAAGGGCACUAUCACGUCCGCCAUUCCUCCCAUCAUGGUCUUGGAUGGGCUGGUGGUUUGACAAUAUCCCUGUCGAUCUGACCUUGUGGAGAGCAGCUGCGGACUAUGUGGAAGAGGCUCGGACUGGAAAACGUGGCCAAGAGUCGAAACGGUACCGGUCCGCACACGCGUUUAGGAUCAGACCUACCGUUUCUUGGAGUUUGACAGACCGUGCUUCAACUGUGCCUCUCAUGAACACCGGUCUUCAGUACAAUAAUCUCAGGAGCCGCCGUGUCCCCAACACAGAGCUACCGAUGGGAUGGUCUCGAAGUGGCUCACAUUAUGUCCAUGAUAGUGACGAGACUGCGCUGUUCAAGUACCCCGUCCCUGUUGAGGACCCCCAUGAUAGCGGCGGCUAUGAGCCUGCUGUGGGUGAGCAAGCCUACCCCGGGCCAUUGCUAUCGUUCCGAACAACUUCUGGUUUCUUCGAGAUCGAAUUCCACACUACUCUCGCUCAUCGCGAGCGACCCAACCCGCCUCUUGCUGUGGGUACAAUCUGGAAUAAGGCCGGCCGGUGGGCGGGACAAUUCCGUGCUCACGACGCAUGGUUGGGCAUCCAAUCCUCCAACUAUGACGGUGAAGAGCGUCUUGAAUUUAUUUGUAUAUCUAUUGCAACAGAACGCAAGGGCUCUCACGUCUUUGAUACCGAUAAAUUCGAAGAGCACAUGGACGCGGACGGCAUGGUUGACUUUGUCAAUGUUCUCUGGAUUGAGCGGAUUGGAGAUAUUGCAUAUCGACGAGGUGUUGGGCAAAUCUUGCUCAAGACUUGGGAGGCACAAGCUAAGGAUGAGGUCGCAGUUCUACUUGGUUAA
This is a messenger RNA of Fusarium graminearum PH-1, 1581 nucleotides long. RefSeq lists its product as uncharacterized. NCBI's taxonomy places the organism in Eukaryota, Fungi, Ascomycota, Sordariomycetes, Hypocreales, Nectriaceae. The record is from RefSeq and is a predicted model, not a curated record. Bases 1 to 1581 code for a protein of 526 amino acids. The transcript has a single exon.